Molecule: messenger RNA, 756 nt
Organism: Tinamus guttatus (white-throated tinamou)
Lineage: Eukaryota; Metazoa; Chordata; Aves; Tinamiformes; Tinamidae
Gene: CISD1
Product: CDGSH iron sulfur domain 1
Biological process (GO): regulation of autophagy
Cellular component (GO): mitochondrial outer membrane; intracellular membrane-bounded organelle
Molecular function (GO): 2 iron, 2 sulfur cluster binding
Source: RefSeq, a predicted model, not a curated record
CCAAGGCGGCGGAGCGAUGGGGCUCGGGUCCAACUCCGCCGUGCGGGUUGAAUGGGUUGCUGCAGUCUCCUUAGCUGCCGGAGCAGCUGCUGUUGGGUAUCUGGCUUACAGAAAAUUUCUUGCUAAAGACAAAUGCUGCAAAGCCAUGGUGAAUCUCCAUAUCCAGAAAGAUAACCCCAAGGUAGUCCACGCAUUUGAUAUGGAAGAUCUGGGAGACAAGGCUGUGUACUGCCGUUGCUGGAGGUCUAAGAAGUUCCCUCUUUGUGAUGGCUCUCACACAAAGCACAACGACGAAACUGGUGACAAUGUUGGACCUCUGAUCAUCAAAAGGAAGGAGGCAUAGAGUGGACAGUGGAAGCUAUAAAAUGAAUGUCUGACAAAUCCUCUGCUCACUUGUAAAUCAGGGCAGGGAAACACAUUUUGUUGUGUCACUGAAGAAUCCCAGUGUAGUGUAUACCUGAGGCUUCAGCAUGGGUAUUUUUUCUGGUGUCUUGUUUUAAUCACUACAAUGUAUAAUUUACUAAAUAGUCAUGUUUUUUUUUUGUCCUGUGAAGUAUGUGUACUGUUUCAUUAAGUAUGAAACUAAAAUGACGGAUAGAAUGUACUUCAGCCAAUGUGCAGAAAAUAAUUUAUUAAAUUAUUUUCAAAUACCUGUGUAGUACUUUGAGGCAAUUCAGUAGUAAGUGUAUUCAGAAGGUAGCUCUUAAUAUUGAGAGGUUUAAAAGUCACAGGUGCAGAUAGGCUUCUUCUGAAAAG